Molecule: messenger RNA, 1794 nt
Organism: Rhopilema esculentum
Lineage: Eukaryota; Metazoa; Cnidaria; Scyphozoa; Rhizostomeae; Rhizostomatidae
Product: 5-hydroxytryptamine receptor 1B
Biological process (GO): G protein-coupled receptor signaling pathway
Cellular component (GO): plasma membrane
Molecular function (GO): G protein-coupled receptor activity
Source: RefSeq, a predicted model, not a curated record
UGAACUAUUUAUUUUGCAAAAACAGAAUAAAUUUUAAGUUUCCGGCUGAAAAUAAAAGGACAUAGCAAUCCUUUAUGACAAACCUUCUCUACAGGAUCAUGUAAGGUGAACGUUCUGAAAAAGGUUUGAAGCACGGAAACUUCGAAACUAUAUCUCACUGGAAAGGCAAGGGUGACGUUCAACCUCAUUUUGCAAGUAUUAUACUAAGAACCUUAUUAUAUAAUUGAAUUGACGAAAACGAUUUUGACAGAAAGUCUGCAAAAGAUCUCUCGUUCACCAAAAACACCUCGUUUUGAUAACGGAAGGUAAUGUGUUAGGAUAACAUUAUUAUUAUUACUAUAUUCUCGUCGACAACGAGGAUAGCGGACCAUACUUUGGUUAAGGAUUCAUAAUAAUUAUUGUUUAAGAUCUUGCCUUGUUAUCGUUGCAGUUAUAAUUGAAUUUGACAAUUACUUUAAAUAGUUACAGGUGUUCAUGCAAACUUGUCAUUGUUGCAGAUGUUAGGAAAUAUGUAACUGCGGAAAAGAGUGCGCUGUCGUCAAGUGGGUUUGAUGUGACAGUGGGCACUAGAGCAAAAUUUCACGAGACGCAUUUCUAGUAGUUGACACAAGAGGCUUAAAAGACGUAAAAAAUCCUAAAAUGACUUCUGUAGAACAAGAACGUUGCUUUAAUUGGCCAGACACCAACCAGCUCACAAAAACCGAAUCAACAUCAAUGGCAAUCUUAUUUGCCCUUUUUGGAAUCGUGGCGUUUGCGAUUAAUGCUGUCGUCUUGAUUUGCAUAGGCAAAUACAAACGCUUGCAGACUAAAUCGAAUCUACUAUUGGCCAAUCUUGUUGUUGCAGAUCUGAUGGUGGGAAUAACAACCCCAUUGAACGUCCUGGUUUACACACGUGGCUCACGACUUUCAUGCUUCUUGCAACAUGCGUGCGGAUUUCAAACAUGCUUUUUUUGCAUUGCAUCUAUAUUGCUACUUGUCGUUAUCAGCGUCGAAAGAUACGUGCAUAUAGUCCGGUAUCACAAAUACCUUGCUAUUUUCACGACCAAACGCACACUUUUCAUGGCAGGUUGUGCCUGGGUGCUUUCGGGCGCGCUUUAUGUAAUCUACCGGUUUAUCAUUGGUUUAUACUUCCAUAUUGUCUUGCUCUGUGUCACAAAUUUUGUUUUACUCGUUAUCAGCUUCUGUUACUGGAAAAUCUUCAGAAGAGUUCGAGAAAGCAACAAAGCGUUGGCAAACCAUGGAAGCGCCCAACCAAAUUUACCAAAUACAGCUGGGAAUAGAAACCACUCUGGACAAGUGUACCCAUUAACAGCAGCUUAUGUUGGCAAGCCAGGUGUGACUGAAGGCGGGUGCGAUGUGAAAGUAAAAGAUUUUGAAACGAAGGUAUCAACAGUCAGGCUCGAACUGCAGGUGAAAGAUUCACCAGAGGUGCGGCCCAUACCAGAAAAAGCAAAAUCAUUAAGCACAAUGCAGAAGCACUACCAAAUUGCUAAGACAAUGGCGGCCAUUAUCAUCGCAGCAACAGUCAGCUGGGCUCCCUUUAUGACCAUCUCAUUUAUACGAAGUUUAGAGAUGUAUAUGACAAAGGAGCAAGAUUCACAUGCAUCUCUAUAUCACUGGUUUUUGCUGCUGGGCUUUGCCAACAGUGUCAUGAACCCUUUAAUAUACAGCUGGCAAAAUGGAAAUGUCAGGGAGGCGAUGAAAAGUCUAUUCAGAUUCGGUAAUCGCAGAAGUAUGGUGGUGGAUUUGCAUGCUCCUAGUGCCACGGGAUAUGUAUCGAAAGGAUACCAGUAA